UUUCCCAUUUUCUCACCAUCUCUCUUCUUCUUCUUCAUUAUUACGUUUUUUUUUUCUCCAUCUCCAUUCUCCAAAUACUAUAAUGGCCAUCAGGAAAUCAAACAAGCUAGCUCAAGCAGCAUUACUCAAACAGAUCCUCAAAAGAUGCUCAAGUUUGGGGAAGAAAGGUGGUUACGUUGAUGAUGAUGUCAACACCCUUCCUCUCGACGUACCAAAGGGUCAUUUCGUUGUUUAUGUCGGAGAAAACAGGAGUAGAUACAUUGUUUCCAUCUCUCUCCUCACUCAGCCGGAGUUUCAGUGUCUUCUCCGGCGAGCUGAGGAGGAGUUUGGCUUUGCUCAUGAGAUGGGUCUUACCAUUCCUUGUGAAGAAGUUGCUUUUCGAUCUCUAACCUCUAUGCUCAUGAUGAGAUGAGUCGGGUAGGGUCAGGAGGAUCCGAUCGAUCAUUGAUGAAGACCGAAUUAAGACAAACAGUUCCUAUUAAUUUUUUUUUCUGGAUCGGAAAAAAAUAUUUGAAGAGAGAUGGGCCAAGAUGAAGCAUAUAUAUAAUAUAUAUAUAUAUAUAUGCUUCUCUUUUUUUACCAUCUUUCUUUGUUUUGGGAACUAGUAUGUUUAACUCGGGAUGUAGAUUUGGUGAUUGAUUAAUUAAUUAAUUAAUGAUCGAUCAUUAUUCCGAGCCAUGCCACCGAACAUAUGAUUAAUCAUGUUUUUAGUGGGUCGGAUUACAUAUAUAUUAUAUUAUAAUAUUUGUACAAAUUCAUCAUAUGAUGAUUUAGCUAGCUAGUAGAACCGUACGUACGUACAAUUUAAGAAUUUUCCUCUCGCAGUGGUGUGAUUUUGCACCCCGUGAGAAAAUCCCAUGUUUUAAUGCAAGUUUAUUUAAUUAUUUACUUCUUGUUUAGCAAAUAAAUAAAUAAAAUUUUAGUUAACUCUU
This is a messenger RNA of Impatiens glandulifera, 932 nucleotides long. RefSeq names its product auxin-responsive protein SAUR50-like. NCBI's taxonomy places the organism in Eukaryota, Viridiplantae, Streptophyta, Magnoliopsida, Ericales, Balsaminaceae. Gene Ontology annotation, biological process: response to auxin. The transcript has a single exon. Bases 83 to 412 code for a protein of 109 amino acids. The record is from RefSeq and is a predicted model, not a curated record.